GCCACAAACAUUCCUGCUCUUUCUUGGGGUGCCCAUCGCCUUACUCCUGGUCUCUGGCUCUUGGCUCCUGGCUCUUGGAUCUAAUGUCACCCUCCUACUUUUCCUCUGGCUGUUGGCCAGACAGCCUUGGAGAAAGUGGGCAGGUCUCAGACAGUCUCUCCUGGAUGUCCGUUGGAGGCUGAGGUCUGAGGCUUCCCUGAACACUCUUAGCUCUGAAGAAGCAGAGCUGUAGGGAAGGCGUGUAUGAAAGUUUACCUGUCAUUGUGAAAACUGAAGACACAUAGUCUCCCAAUGGCACCUCAUCACAUCCGAAAAUACCAGGAGACUGACCGCAAGAGGGUCCUGGACUUGUUCUCCCAAGGGAUGUUCGAGCAUGUCCCUGCCACAUUCCGCCUUGGGCUGAAGAUGCCACAAACAUUCCUGCUCUUUCUUGGGGUGCCCAUCGCCUUACUCCUGGUCUCUGGCUCUUGGCUCCUGGCUCUUGGAUCUAAUGUCACCCUCCUACUUUUCCUCUGGCUGUUGGCCAGACAGCCUUGGAGAAAGUAUGUGGUCAUGUGUUUGCAGACAGACCUUGCUGACAUCACCAAAUCCUAUCUGAGGGCCCGUGGUUCCUGCUUUUGGGUGGCUGAGUCUGGGGGGCAGGUGGCAGGCAUAGUGGGCGCUCUGCCAGUGGAGGAUUCCCCCCCAGGGAGGAAGCAACUGCAGCUGUUUCACCUCUCUGUGGCCUUGGAGCACCGAGGUGAAGGACUAGGGAAAGCCCUGGUCAUGACUGUCCUCCAGUUUGCGAGGACUCAGGGCUACAGUGAGGUUGUCCUUGAAACUAGCAUAGUACAGCAGGAUGCUCUGACUCUCUACCUGCGCAUGGGCUUCCAGAAGACAGGAGAAUACUUCUUUAGCAAGACCUUUAGACUACUGGGCAAUUCUACAAUUCAAUUAAAAUACUGCCUCCCAUCUACUCAGGAAGGAGGCCUGUGACCUAUUGUCUCGUGUAUCAAUCAGGAUCUGAUUGACAAUCCUGUAGCACAAGCAAACCCUGGCAUUUUGGUAGAACAAAUGAUGAAAUCUCAUUGCUGGUGCACAUCUGAGUCCAGCAUGUUUGAUGGAGAGGUGUGGAUAUGGGGGCUUCUAUUCCAUUCAUUGGUUCAUUGGUGUAGAACCAUUUGUAGGUAAAAGGUCAAGAGGAUAAUGUGCACACAGGUUGCUUGAGUUUGUGAGCCAGUAGUUUCUCCUGGUCUGUGCUGGGCAGCUCUCUGGGUCUCAGGAUACCUAUAGAAAUGUCCUGUUUAGACUGCAGUACCAGUGACACUGUACAUCAUCAUAUCCCAGCAGGCCAGCUCAGGCAGGGUUCAAAGUCACUGAAGAGCAACCAAUGCAAAAUGAGAGAGGAACAAAGACUUCUCCAUGUCCUCACAGGGGUCAAUUGUGGACACAUCCCAGACUCCAGGGAGAAAUGGAGCUGGCUCAGAAGUGGAGGAGCUGCAGAGUCCAGAGCAGAGGGGCACGAUGUGGCUCCAUGGAAAGAAUUGGGCAGCAAUGCACUCACUGUAGUGACCUGUCCCUGCAGAGGGGUGGGAAGGUGGCUGUGGAUGGAGGGGGAUGUUCCAUGGGGAGAUCUGGGUAUGGUGCACCCUCCUGGUGCUGCCAGGACCCAUACCCAUGGGCAAGGCUCACUGGGGGACGUUGGGGGUGGAGCCCUCCUUUGGGUCCUGGAGGAAGACAUGGACAGGUGAGUGACCCAAAAUUAACCUGGAUUAGGACUCAGUCCCAUACUCUGUCCCUAGGUGUUCACAAACUCCAGAUUUGAACCUCAGGACAGAUCCCUCCCAUAGAAGGGAGAGUUGGGACAUGAGUCAGUGCUGAUGUUCCCAGGACUGUCACCCUUUACCAGCUGCUUAAGCUGUGUCUCUGGCAUGUUCUUGGGGGCCUGCAGCCACAUACUUGGUCUCCAUCACCAAGAGGCAGAGCUCCUUACCAGAGAGUCCACAUGAUACUGAUCCAUAAACUUCAGCGCCUUAGGCAGUGUUAGGGGGUCUUUCUCACCUUAGUUUCUACUUCUCAGCAUUGUGGGGACACUUGGUCACAUCCUGUGCAGUUUUGGGAUUCAACCUUGGCUACGCCCGUUUCAACUACAUGGAAACCGUUAACCAUGCUAAUCGGUUUUUCCAAAUUGAAGAGAGAAGUUGUCUAGGACCAAAGGGGCUCUGAGACCCCUCUCAUCAUUUAGUAAUCAACUAUGAACUAGAAGCACUGACUUUCAAAUGAAGACAUUUCAGAAAUUACCCAGUUUCAAAGGUCUCAAUCUUUUGGUAUCAUUUGAGGAUUUGAAAAUGCACCCCCAAUUUGGCUCAGCCACAGCAGCACCGUCACCUGGAAAGAAAAACCUUGUCAGAAGGAGGCUGGACACAGCUUCCUGAAAACAUCAUCCUGAACUUCAGCCUUCAGGAGGGCAGGAAAUUGAGGCUGCCCCCAGGCUCAAGUGGAGGCCUUCUGCCCCUCCUCUGCUCUGUGUAGGAAUCCUCUCCCUUGCAAUGAUCGCUCUGCCCCUGCCCCCCAGCACCUGUCUUCUUCUCCAUGUCACCAGUAACCCAGGCCAGAAAGGACUUGUCUCCUCCCCAGAGGCAGGGCAGCCUGGUUAGCCAGCAUCUUCCCAGCCAUGACUUUGUGGCAGGUUUCCUGGGUCCUGGGAGGAAUUCUACUGUAGAACUGAGACCUUGGGUUGCCCUUGGAUUGUGACUGCAGCCUCCCACUCUGGGGCACUGAGGCUCAGGGCUGGACCUAAGAGAGGAAAGGACGGACACUAAAAUCUGUUCUCGAUGUACAGCAUUGUAAAGGUCCUUUAUAUCACUGACUUGUGUAAUGAAAGAGAGUCACAAGGGUGAAUUUCAUGCUCUCCAGAUACAAUCCCCACAACCAAACCACUCUCCCAGGUAAAGACCCUUACAUCUUUAUGGUGGAUGCUGUUGGAAUAGUUCAAGCCCUGGAAAGGAUGGGUGUCUGUGAAGAAAGAGAAAGUACCUGAGAAAGUGAAGUCGGUGCUUAUGGACCGAAUGUGUGGCAACUCGGGGGAAAGAGGAAAGAGGUGACAAAGGAUACAUGUCCAGGUCUGUCACUGAGCUGUGGCCUCCAUGAAGUCAGGGCAACUGCAUGGAGAUCAAGGGCCAAUUUGGCUCAUUAACUCAGAAUAUAUAUUUGCUUCUGAAAACCAAUGAAACUACAUGACACAAAUCAUGUCACUUUUUUCAGAAAUCAAUGAGCAAUUCAUGGAGAGUCCACAGAUCUCCAACUUUU
Molecule: messenger RNA, 3288 nt
Organism: Marmota monax (woodchuck)
Lineage: Eukaryota; Metazoa; Chordata; Mammalia; Rodentia; Sciuridae
Product: probable N-acetyltransferase CML1
Exons: 3
Coding region: 292-975 (227 amino acids)
Molecular function (GO): N-acetyltransferase activity
Source: RefSeq, a predicted model, not a curated record